Molecule: messenger RNA, 9953 nt
Organism: Micropterus salmoides (largemouth bass)
Lineage: Eukaryota; Metazoa; Chordata; Actinopteri; Centrarchiformes; Centrarchidae
Gene: taok2a
Product: TAO kinase 2a
Exons: 20
Coding region: 485-3955 (1156 amino acids)
Biological process (GO): protein phosphorylation
Molecular function (GO): protein kinase activity; ATP binding
Source: RefSeq, a predicted model, not a curated record
UCCAGUCCCGCCCCACCAGCCUGAGCCAUCUUGUAUUUAGCAAGAACAAAAACGGUGCAAAGAAACAAGUCCAACCUCGGGAUGGGGCGCAGACAUUAAGUCUAAUUUUAAGAGUAUAUUUCUAAGAAAAGCCAACGGGACAAUAUGCCUGGAAGUGGGGCACCGCGGAGAAACAUCAGCCACACCCCGCAGAGGAGCUAAUGUUAGCUGCCGAAACUAAGCUAGCCAAUUAGCUAAAGCUAGUAGCAACAUAAAGAGGAGAGAAACGGUUCUUCCUGCGCCAGCUAAACUAAAUUAGUGUACUAAAUUUCACUGUCGCCCUGAAAUCUGGAGGGACUUCGGUGGAAAAUGGGACAAACGUCGUGCUGAUUAACCCGCCGAGCCGAGAGGAGACCCGGGCUAUGAGGAUAGCGGCUCGCUAGCUUCGCUGCUAACUGUUGUUUUUCGUUCCACAGCGGCACCACAAUAAGCCGCGGCCCUGGCCAUGCCCUCGAAUGCACGGGCGGGCAAUCUGAAGGACCCGGAUGUGGCGGAUCUCUUCUGCAAAGAUGAUCCGGAGAAGCUGUUCGCUGACCUCCGUGAGAUCGGCCACGGCAGCUUCGGCGCCGUUUACUUUGCCCGAGACGUGCGCAACAAUGAGGUGGUGGCCAUUAAGAAAAUGUCCUACAGCGGCAAGCAGACAAACGAGAAAUGGCAGGACAUCAUUAAAGAGGUGAAGUUCCUGCAGAAACUUCGCCACCCCAACACUAUCGAGUAUCUGGGAUGUUACCUGAAAGAGCACACAGCAUGGCUGGUGAUGGAGUACUGCCUCGGCUCGGCCUCAGACCUCCUUGAAGUUCACAAAAAGCCACUCCAGGAAAUUGAAAUAGCUGCUAUUACCCAUGGUGCACUGCAGGGAUUAGCGUAUCUGCACUCUCACAAUAUGAUUCACAGGGACGUGAAGGCGGGAAACAUCCUGCUGACGGAGCCCGGUCAGGUCAAACUGGGGGACUUUGGUUCUGCUUCGAUCGUGGCUCCGGCCAACUCCUUCGUGGGGACUCCCUACUGGAUGGCUCCCGAGGUGAUCCUGGCCAUGGAUGAGGGCCAGUAUGACGGCAAGGUGGACGUCUGGUCGCUGGGCAUCACCAGCAUCGAGCUGGCGGAGAGGAAGCCCCCACUGUUCAAUAUGAAUGCUAUGAGUGCCUUAUAUCACAUCGCUCAGAAUGAAAGCCCCAUCCUUCAGUCCAAUCACUGGUCUGAUUCCUUCCGCAACUUUGUUGACUCUUGCCUACAGAAGAUUCCCCAGGACCGGCCUACCUCGGACGUGCUGCUGAACCAUCGGUUCUUGUGCCGCGAACGUCCGCUGACGGUGAUCAUGGACCUGAUUGCGCGAACCAAGGAUGCGGUGCGGGAGCUGGACAACCUCCAGUACCGCAAGAUGAAGAAGAUCCUCUUCCAGGAGACCCAGCAGAACGGCCCCGUGUCCGAGGGAGGGGACGAGGAGGAGGAGGCGGAGCAGUACCUGUUGCGGACCGGCACAGUGAACAGCAUGGAGAGCUCCCAGUCGGUGCCCAGCAUGUCCAUCUCGGCCAGCUCUCAGAGCAGCUCCGUCAACAGUCUGGCCGACGCCUCUGACGACAGCAGCAGCGAGAUGGCCAUGAUGCAGGAGGGCGAGCACACCGUCACCUCCAACAGCUCCAUCAUCCACCGACCCACGGGUCAGGAUAACAUCUAUGAUGACCCUUACCAGCCAGAGAUGGACCAACCCCAGGCCCCCUCAGCUGGACGCCGUCGAGCCUACUACCGCAACCGUGACCACUUCGCCACCAUCCGAACUGCCUCGUUGGUGACCCGUCAGAUCCAGGAACACGAGCAGGGCUCGGCGCUGCGAGAGCAGAUGUCCGGGUACAAGCGUAUGAGGCGGCAGCACCAGAAGCAGCUGAUGGGGCUGGAGAACAAGCUGAAGGCGGAGAUGGACGAGCACCAGCUGAAACUAGACAAAGAGCUGGAAAACCAGAGGAACAGCUUCUCCACCGAAGCCGACAAGCUGGUGAAGAAGCACCAGGCCAUCCUGGAGAAAGAGACGAAAGCAGCUCUGACGGAGGAGAAGAAGUUCCAGCAGCACAUCCUGGGCCAGCAGAAGAAAGAACUGACCAGUUUACUGGAAUCGCAGAAGCGCCAGUACCGGCAGCGCAAGGAUCAGCUGAAAGAGGAGCUGAAUGAGAACCAGUUGACUCCGAAGCGGGAGAAGCAGGAGUGGCUGAUCCGUCAGAAAGAGUGUCUGCAGCAGAUGCAGGCGGAGGAGGAGGCCAGCCUGCUCAGGAGGCAGAGGCAGUACUACGAGCUGCAGUGCCGCCAGUACAAGAGGAAGAUGCUGCUGGCUCGCCACAACCUGGAGCAGGACCUGCUCAGAGAGGACCUGAACAAGAAGCAGACCCAGAAGGACCUGGAGUGUGCCAUGCUGCUGCGGCACCACGAGUCCACCCAGGAGCUGGAGUUCAGGCAGCUGGGCUCCGUGCAGCGAACCCGGGCCGAACUGAUCCGGACGCAACAUCAGACCGAACUGACCAACCAGAUGGAGUACAACAAGCGGCGUGAGCAGGAACUGCGACAGAAACACGCCAUGGAGGUCCGGCAGCAGCCCAAGAGCCUCAAGUCCAAAGAGCUGCAGAUCAAGCGUCAGUUCCAGGAGACCUGUAAGAUCCAGACCCGUCAGUACAAAGCCCUGAGGAACCACCUGCUGGAGACCACCCCCAAAUCCGACCACAAGGCCGUCCUCAAACGCAUCAAAGAAGAGCAAACACGUAAGCUGGCCAUCCUGGCCGAGCAGUACGACCACUCCAUCAACGACAUGCUGUCCACACAGGCUGUGAGUAAGCUGCGGCUGGAUGAGACCCAGGAGGCGGAGUACCAGGUGCUGAGGAUGCAGCUGCAGCAGGAGCUGGAGCUGCUGAACGCCUACCAGAGCAAGAUCAAGAUCCACACCGACAAUCAGCACGAACGAGAGGUGAAGGACCUGGAGCAGAGGGUGUCCAUCCGCCGGGCGCUGCUGGAGCAAAGGAUCGAGGAGGAGAUGCUCUCCCUGCAGAACGAGCGCUCGGAGCGGAUCCGGACUUUGCUGGAGCGCCAGGCUCACGAGAUCGAGGCCUUCGACUCGGAGAGCAUGCGUCUCGGCUUCAGCAACAUGGCGCUGACGGGCAUCCCGGCCGAGGCCUUCAACCAGGGCUACCCGACCCCCAGCCCCUCCUCGGGCUCCAGCGGCUGGCCGUCCCGACCCGUCCCCCGCUCCGGCAGCCACUGGAGCCACAGCGUCCAGAACUCGGUGGCGACUCCGUCCUGGCGCAGUCAGAACCACAGCGGGGCGAGCUUCAUCCGCACGGAGUCCAUCACCUCCUCCCACGGCCUCGGCAGGGACAGCGAGCUGCACAAGAGCGCCAGGGGCCACCCCUCCGGCUCCGCCCACCUCCACCACCAGCACCAGCAGCAGCAGCAGCAGCAGCAGCAGCACUACCUCCCCCAGCACUACCAACACCACCAGAGCACGCCACAGCUCUACCGCGAGAGCCACGAGCGCGACAGCAGGGAGCGCGAGCGGGCCAGGGAGUGGGUGGGAGGAGGGGCCCACUACCCCCAUCACUCCCAGGGCCACCACCACCACCACCACCUCCUCUCCUCCCACGCCUCCUCGCAGUCCCUUGCUCUCCUUCCUCCCCCACCGCUGCCUCCCCCCAUCUCUCUCUCGUCCUCCUCCCCUCCGUCCUCCGCCUCUUCUUCUUCGUCAUCACAGGGAGGCUACGGCGGCGGGGGCCUGAGCGUCAGGGGCCCCGGUCUGAUGGCCCUCAGGAACAGCCCCCAGCCUCUGAGGAGGACGGCGUCCGGAGGGCCGGGCGGCGGCGGGGGGAGCGACGGAGGGCUCAGCCGGAGCACAUCGGUCACUUCUCACAUUUCUAACGGCUCUCAUCUCUCCUACUCAUGAAACCGCCGCGAGGCCUCCGACCUGCGGGCGCCGCUCUGCUUCUGUACGGGGAAAAACAAACAUGGCUGAACGCAGAAGCAGAACCCUUAGAGAGGCGGAGAGAGUUUCUAGCCGGAGCAAAAAAAUCGAUCGUAUAAAUACCCCAUUUUUAAAAAAAGUGUCAAUUUUAAGAUCUCCUUUCUCGAAGCGUGCAGGGAGCCUCAGAGCGUUCUUGGCGUGAGAGGAGAAAGAGAGGAAGCGAUUUUAUAGAGAAGUCUUCGCACGUUAAAGAGCUCCACAGUGAAGAAACAAAACGGUCCAAAAAAACCACAAACGACACGUCCAUGUGUGAAAAUGAGCCGCGUGUUGCAAACUGAGCAAGUCGAAGCGUUAACGAAACGUCCGCUUGUUCACUUUGUGACGCACCGAAUCCGUUGCACAAGUCUCGACUUGGAGGUUUAACUGCAGGAGACGCGUGUCGCCUGCCGGACCAGUUUGAGAUUCAGGUUUGAGCCGAGACCUUCAGGCGUUCAGGUUUAACGUUUUUAAAGGCGGCGAGCGGGUUUAUUUUAAUUAUUUUUUUUAGUUUGUAUCGAACUGAGCGACAGUUGUGGAGCUUCCACUGGGCUAGCGGUGCUUUAAAAACCACUGUAACUAUGUAAAUAACGGUAAAACUGUACACCCAGUUUUUGAUUUGUAAGUGUUUCAUACAUUCAGCAGGGCGGCGGGGGCGGGGCGGGGGUCGACCACGGGAAGACUUCCCGUCAAGACAUUUCUUUUUAUUUGUAGUGUUAAGAUUCUGUAUAUGACAAACAAAACACUGCCGUCUCUUUGUUGGGCCGAAGACAAAUCUACCACUGCCCUUUAAGUCUUCUUGAAGGAGCGGUCUGACGUUCAGAGGCGUGAACCCGGUUUGAUCUCUGGGCGUUCGGUGCAGAAGUGAUUUAUCUUUAGCGGGAGGAAACCUUGCAGCAGCUGUCACACGGACACGCUGUGUGGCUGAAUGAUUAUAGCUUCACGAGCACUUUGUUCUGUCCUCUUGAUUUAAAUGCAUCGUCUGGUUGCAGCGGGCGCUAAAAUCCUCCAUCAAACCAUCUGUGGUUUCAUAUUUUGGCGUCGAUGCGUCACGUUGUACAGGAGCGACCGUAUUUACGGAUAAACUGUCGACACACGGAUGUCUCGAUUUUGGCCAGUCCAAGAAAUUAAAGACCUGACGUCGAUAUAAAAAUGAUUUGAAACGACUUUACUGCCAUAAAACUCUCACUAAUUAAUAAUAUACCAUAUUAUGGUAAUUUUUCAGGCUCAUACUCUUAGUUUGGGUUUCUUCUCCAACAUGUUUACAUCCUUUAAUGUUUAAAAAACACAUUAUAUUUCGAUGUUUGGAGAUGGUUCUGGCUCUGUGAGACUUAUUAAAAUACAAAACCACAACAUUAUAACUUACUUCUCUGUUUUUAAGGAGAAAUUAUUGUCUGGUUUUCCCUCUGAUGUCCUCCGGCUGCUCCGCCUCAGCUUUGGGUGAUUUACCGAGCUUGUUUGUUUAGCCGCUAACUGCUGCUAAGGGUGCUAGCUGCUGCUGCUAGCUAGUUAUCCGUGCAGCUAGCCGUCCCGUUAGCUGACUCUGCCCGGACUGGAAGCUUGGCGUGUUGGUGUUAGUGCAGGAGCGUUCCAGUCCAGGCGGCGCCAGCAGCUACUGUUGGCGGUAACUAGCAGCUAACAGUAGCUGCUACUUCAUAAAGACGACAACGCCUUUUUAUAUCGACUCGCCUCUAAACUAAGUAACUUGCGCAUCAAGAAGCGGCGACGUGAAAACACGUUACAUGUGAAGCUGUUGGAAACAGUUUCCUCCUCCUUCUUCUUCUGCGAGUUGUUGUUUUCAAACUCACUUCUGCACCGAACAAAAAGAGUCAAAACGGCAAACAGGAAAACGUCCCAGGACGUCGGAGCGCUCCUUUUUAAAGGGACGCUGCCGAGAGUAUUUUUGAGUGAGCCGAGCGCUAAAUGUGUGCGAUGUUUGCUGAGAGUGAGUGUGUGUGUGUGUGUGUGUGUGCAGCUUACCGUCACCUCCACCUGUUUCCCCUCAUAGUUCGGUCUGCGUCUGUAGAUAAGAUGUACAUUUACAAACUAGUACAACUCAAGUGCAUGGAACUGUGUACAGACAGCAUUUGUAUGGAUAACAUGCACACUACCUAUUUAUAUAAAUGCAUAUUAAUGUAAGUUACCUGUCGCAGGUAUACUGAAGAUUGUUCACUGUCCAAACACUUUGACUUGCAUUGUACUUAACCAGUGUACAUAAAAGCACUAACGUUUGAGGCUGUGUUAGAGUAAUAAUAAUGAUUAUUUUGUCACGUGCGUUUUACCGAUUUGUACUAGAUGCAGACAAAAAUAGAUGCUAUCAUCAUUAUUAUUACCUCUGCUGCAGUGGGAAUAUUUAUGUUGUAUGCUAAUUUUAAAAAAAAGUUUUUAAAAUGUAAUUGCCAAUUUUGACCACUAGGUGGGGAAUAAGCGCAAUGUAACUGUGAUAGAGCUAUAAAAAAAAAAUAUUAUGUUGUGUAUUUUUUUUUAAAGGAGGACAAAAGGACUACCUUACCCAGCAUUCCUGUCGCGGUCUCAGGGAAGGAGUCUACAGUUCUGGGCAGGGCUGCGUUCGACUUUGUGUUUUUUUUAUUUUUGAGCCAGUAUUAAAAGGCGGGAGCGUCCGCAGUCGACGCAUUUACAGAUUCUUUCACUACAUUUUGGUGCCAUGUUUAUUUUAUUUUUUAUUUUAUAUUUCGAUUUCCCUCCGAAAAAAACACUGAAAUGUGCAAAAUUACGGAGCCUCAGAGGGUUCAAUGUUAAAUGUAUAAGUAAAAAAAAAAAAGACAAACAGUCGUGUGAAUAAAUUGUGCAAAAAUACAUAAAAGAAUUUGUAAAGUAAUUAAAGGAAAUUAUUAAAACUCAAAUGUUAAUCAUUUUUGAGUUUUAUUGGAUAUAAUUAAAAUUUUCAUAUUCUUUUUUUUUUUCCACACUUUUAUUCAAUAUCCUGUUUUUGUUUAUUCAUGAUGUUACGAAAAGUGACGUCAUGAAUUAAAAACAAACUUUUUGAGAACCAUUUAAAAAAAAAAAAAAAUUGUAUAUGUAUUUAUAUAUUUCACAAGUGAGUUCAUCCAAGGAAGGUUAAAAACCAAGAACUGGACUUUGUUACCUUCAUACGGAGGACUUCUUCACUUCUGACUGACUGGAGGGGAAACUAAGCCGAUUAACCUCUGGGGGGUCGUUAUCAAGACGAUCGACAUCGCUGGGUCGUUGGAGCCACUGAGGCCAAGUCUGAACGCUUGUUUAGUUUCCUGGGGAGAGAUGAAAGGACGGCAUUGUAAGUGGGGGGAUAAGCGUUGUCGCAGACGGUCUCUCCACUCGGAUGUAAAUGGAUUCCCUGACGCACCUUUCACACCAUCCGUCCUCUCUGUCUGAAGGCUGCAUCCACAAUACUACAUCCCGUCCAGACUAAAACAAAGAAGUUUGAAAACGCUGCUAGACCCCGUUUUAUGUUUAAAACUCCGGGGUAGCGUUUUACUGCGGACAGGUGAAAACGGAGGACGUCAAAAACGCUCACGUUUGGCUUCCUGAUUGGCUCUCAUCAGACGCUACUGAGUAUUUUGUACCGUGUAAAUAACACUUGUACUAAAACGCUGCUGUGGACGGAUUUGAGACGUAGUGUGGAUGUAGCCUGAAACGAGUGUCCUCCAUCCUUCUGGUGUUUGUUGAUACUCCAGACACGAGUAUCUUUAACCAGGUCCCGCUGCCCUUCAUUUUUAACCUUCCCUGGAUAACUCCGACCUGAACGACCUUCACAGACACACGAGUUCAGUUUUAAUAAUUCGUUUCACAAUUUCUACUAGAGAUGUAUAUAAUUUUUUUUUACACACUUCACUCACCUGACUGUUUAUUACUGGAGGACUUUGGGGCUCCGGUAACAGAACUUAAAGGCCUCCUCGUUUGGUUUUGCACAGUGUGAAUGGGUAGAAACAUCCUGCGGCCGCUUCCUGCAGAGGAAAAUAAACCCGCCGCUGCAGGAAGCCGACGUCGGUGUGAUCCGAUGCUGCGUGUAGUCGUCACAUCUACCUCAUUUGCACUGAUUUUACUAACAAGAAUGUUUUGGGUGGAAAAACAAAAUGCAUAUUUCUCAUAGGCGGACUUUUGGCUUCUUUUCGCUUAACUUGUAGUUUGUUUUUUAUAAACGUGGAGGAGCGAUGCUGGAUGCGAGCAGGACAGGAAGUUGUUUGUUUUUUGUUUUUUUUUACGUUUCCCCUCCGCUGACCCGUCUCUUCAGGACAUGCUGGACUUGAAACGCUAAUAAAGACGCUCUGCUGGGUGGGAGCAGGUCACCCACGCUGGUGUUGACCUCAGUGGAUGGAAAUGUUUGGUGUCUGCUGGCCGCACGUGGAUGAACUCUUGUUUCUCCCCAUCCUGUAAGGAAACGUUUGAACCGUGAGAUUUCAUUUUGCCAACUUUAUUUUAUUUUUUAAAUGCAUUGUUUUGUGACCAUUCCUGUGUUACUGUUGCCAAUUAAAGCUGCACUGGGGGGGUCAGUACCUCCGACAGAGGGGCGAGUAGAUGUUUAGAUUGAUCCUGUUUCUUAUGUAAACAGAGUGAACACGGUGAGCAGUUCACUGACAUCGGGAUUUCUGUGUUUUUUUUUUUUUUUUUUUUUUUAGAGGAACAUUUUGGGAAAUGUUCUUGUUUGCUGUCUUUCUGCAGAGUCACGUGUUUUAGGACGACGGAGAGCCAAAAAAUAAUUUUAUUUAUUUUGCAUUUUGAGAAUUUAGUCGAAAUGACAAACAUUUUGUCUUUAUUCUCGAAAUGCAAAAUUAAAAAAAAGAUCUUCGUCAUUUUCCCCCUUUUUUGUAGCCCUAGUUUUGUGGUCGUAGUUUUACUAAUUAUUAUUUUUAUUCAUGAUUAAUCUGCAGAUUAUAUUCUUGAUAAUUUGAUUAAUUAUUUUGGUCGAUAAAAUGUCUGAAAAUAGUGAAAGAAAGAUCUGUUGGGAUUUCUUCAAUCCCAAAAUGACGUCUCCAAAUUUGUCCAACAAACUCAAAAUUAAACACAAAUAUUUAAUGGAUAGAAAACAAGUUAGUGACCGUUUUUUAAAAAUGAAUUCUCAAAUUCAACAACCUCUCAAAUUUGAGAAUUUUUCGGUUUUAAAUCUAUAAACUAAAAACUACUUGUGCCUUUUGGUCGGACAAAGCAAAUUCUGAGGAGCGUUUCUACGCAGUUUACUGAUAUUUUGUAAACUUAUUGAUUUAAUUGAAGAAAUGAUCUGCAGGCUGGUCAUUAAUGUAAAUCCUACAUUGCAGCACUGUAUUCAUGUCGAUUUAGCCGUUUGGUUUAUAGAAAGUUCUUCAGCUGCUUGUUUUUGUACAAAGAUCAAAAAUAUAUUCUGUUGUCGUACAAAAACGUAAAAAAGCAGCAAAUUUGAUCAUGAAAAUGUUGAGCGGAUUGAUUUUAAAUUAAAGUUAAGACAAAUUAUUUCAGCACCAUAUUUGUUUUGUCAGAUUUUGUGAUUUGGUUUCUUCUCCCAAGUGUCCUUCGUGGUGCGUUCAUGCGUAGUUUGACAUUUGGGCGCCGGAAUAAAUGAGAUGUAUGAUGAAAAUAAGACGGCAAACAAGCAGAUUUCCCAAAACACCGUGCUGUUUUUUCCUUUUUGUACGUUUCCUGGUGCAGAUUUUUAAAAUGUUUCUGUGGGACAAAGUUCAGUGUUACCGCCUCGGCCUCUGAAGGCAGGAAGCCCCCCCCAAAAAAAACAAAGAGAAAAACACCCCCCGACUGUCCUGCUGUUUGUGGCCAGCAGGUUAAAGAACUGACAGGAAGCUCAGCCGUGAUGAAGAUGAUGAUGAUGAUGAUGAGUUUGUGUGCAGAGCAGGAUGCAUGUGGUUUGUACAGCGGAGAGUUUCAGAUGCAAAAAUGUUUUUUGGAGGAGAAAAAGUUUGAGAUGUACAGAAACGUUAACGAAAUAAUUUUGGAGAAAUAAAAUGAACAAAAAACAGAA